Messenger RNA from Sclerotinia trifoliorum, 3605 nucleotides. The record is from the annotation of a GenBank genome assembly. NCBI's taxonomy places the organism in Eukaryota, Fungi, Ascomycota, Leotiomycetes, Helotiales, Sclerotiniaceae.
CUCGUCUGCCAUUUCUAUCCGAGCUGUUACGCAUUGCUUGCAUUUUUCCACCCCAAAAAUAAGACUUACUCCGCCUCUCAUUUUCAACCUUGGUUGAAUUCAACCUACCUCCUCUUAUUCUAAUAAACUCCUCCUAGUUCGGUCUUUUCCUAUACGCAUUGGCAGGCGCAAUGCUUCGAACUUCACUGAGGCAAUCGAGCAGCCAGCUCCUAAGAGGUGGCUGCUCAGCUAGAACCCUAUGUACAACCUCACGAUCUCCCCUCUUCAUCUCGAAUGUCACAUCGAAAUCUGCCUUCGCAUCGAAAAGACGUUCUCUAGCUAUUACCUCCCAAAAGAGACAUGAAUCGACUACUGCAAGUGCCCCGGAUCCAAAUGAUAACUUUUUGUCCGGAAACACCGCAAAUUACAUUGAUGAGAUGUAUAUGCAGUGGAAGGAGGACCCAUCAAGCGUGCAUAUAUCAUGGCAGGUCUACUUCAGAAAUAUGGAGAGUGGAGAUAUGCCAAUGUCGCAAGCUUUCACCCCUCCCCCAACUUUGGUUCCUACACCUACCGGAGGAGUACCAAGUUUCCUGCCAGGCUUGGGCGGCGCAGAGGGUUCAGAAGUCACAAAUCAUUUGAAGGUUCAGUUGUUGUGCCGUGCAUAUCAAGCUCGUGGACAUCACAAAGCAGAUAUCGACCCUCUCGGGAUUAGACGGGAGGCUCAGGAAUUUGGCUACAGCAAACCCAAGGAGCUUCAACUCGAACAUUAUCAAUUUACGGAGAAGGAUCUGGAUACCGAAUAUUCCCUGGGACCUGGUAUUUUACCACAUUUCAAGAAAGCUGGCCGUGAGAAGAUGACAUUGCGCGAGAUUAUUGCGGCAUGCGAACGUAUCUAUUGCGGUUCCUACGGUGUCGAAUACAUUCACAUCCCUGACAGAGAACAAUGUGAUUGGUUACGAGCUCGAAUUGAGGUCGACAAGCCUUUCAAAUACUCGAUUGAUGAGAAGCGCCGAAUCUUGGAUCGUUUGAUCUGGAGUUCAAGUUUCGAGAAUUUCUUGGCUACCAAAUACCCCAACGACAAGCGUUUCGGCUUGGAAGGUUGUGAGACAUUGGUUCCUGGUAUGAAAGCUCUGAUCGACAGAAGUGUCGACUUUGGAGUUAAAGACAUUGUUAUUGGAAUGCCUCAUCGUGGUCGUUUGAACGUUCUCAGUAACGUUGUCCGAAAGCCCAACGAGUCGAUCUUCAGCGAAUUUGGUGGUUCUGCAGCUGCCGAAGAUGAAGGUUCCGGCGAUGUCAAGUACCAUCUGGGAAUGAACUUUGAGCGUCCAACUCCUUCUGGCAAACGUGUUCAACUUUCCUUGGUUGCCAAUCCUUCCCAUCUCGAGGCUGAAGACCCCGUCGUCCUCGGUAAGACUCGAGCUAUCCAACACUACAACAACGACGAGAAAGACCACAAAACCGCUAUGGGUGUUCUCCUCCACGGUGAUGCUGCUUUUGCUGCUCAAGGUGUUGUUUACGAGUGUUUGGGUUUCCAUUCUUUGCCCGCGUACUCCACAGGUGGUACCAUUCACUUAGUCGUCAACAACCAAAUUGGUUUCACCACCGAUCCACGAUUCGCUCGAUCAACCGCUUACUGCACCGAUAUUGCCAAGUCAAUUGAUGCUCCAGUCUUCCACGUCAAUGCUGAUGAUGUUGAGGCUGUCAACUACGUUUGUCAACUGGCUGCUGAUUGGCGUGCCGAGUUCCAACGUGAUGUUGUCAUCGAUCUCGUCUGUUACAGAAAGCAUGGUCACAACGAGACCGACCAGCCAUCCUUUACACAGCCUUUGAUGUACAAGCGCAUCCAGAAGCACAAGUCUCAAAUUGAUAUUUACAUUGACCAACUUCUCAAAGAUGGUAGCUUUACCAAGGAGGAUAUUGAUGAGCACAGAAAGUGGGUCUGGGGAAUGUUGGAGGAUAGCUUCGCUAAGAGCAAGGAUUACCAACCGACAUCAAAGGAGUGGACAACCUCCGCUUGGAACGGCUUCAAAUCACCUAAGGAACUUGCUACGGAAGUUCUUCCACACAACCCCACAGGUGUACCCGGGCACACUUUGGAACACAUUGCUGAAACAAUUGGUUCAUACCCAGAGGGCUUUAACGUUCAUCGUAACCUUAAGCGUAUCUUGACUAACCGUAUCAAGACUGUUAGCGAAGGACAGAACAUCGACUGGUCAACGGCUGAAGCUCUCGCAUUCGGCACCCUUGUUGGCGAAGGUCACCACGUUCGUGUUUCCGGGCAAGAUGUUGAGCGUGGUACUUUCUCUCAAAGACACGCUGUCUUCCAUGAUCAGGAGACCGAGAAAACCUACACACCCUUACAACAUAUUAGCAAAGAUCAAGGAAAGUUCGUCAUUUCUAACUCUUCAUUGAGUGAAUUUGGUUGUCUUGGUUUCGAAUAUGGUUACUCUUUGUCUUCGCCAGAUGCUCUUGUCAUGUGGGAAGCUCAAUUUGGUGAUUUCGCCAACAACGCUCAGUGCAUCAUUGAUCAGUUCAUUGCUUCCGGUGAGGUCAAGUGGAUGCAGAGAUCUGGUCUUGUCAUGUCGUUGCCUCACGGUUAUGACGGACAAGGACCUGAGCAUUCAUCAGGCCGUAUGGAGAGAUAUCUUCAACUCUGUAACGAAGACCCUCGUGUCUUCCCUUCCCCAGAGAAGCUCGACCGCCAACAUCAAGAUUGUAACAUGCAAAUUGCUUACAUGACAUCACCAUCUAACUUGUUCCACAUCUUAAGAAGACAGAUGAAUAGACAAUUCCGUAAACGUGAGUUUUUGUUUUCCACUACACAAAUAUGCUUCUAACAGUCACUAGCUCUUAUCAUUUUCUUCUCCAAAUCUCUCCUCCGUCACCCAAUCGCCCGUUCAUCAAUUGAUGAAUUCACUGGUGACUCACAAUUCCGCUGGAUUAUUCCUGAUGCCGAACAUGGCAAAUCUAUCAACGAGCCUGAGAACAUUGAGCGUGUAAUCCUCUGCACGGGACAAGUCUAUGCCGCUCUCAGCAAAUACCGUGCCGACAACAAUAUCAAGGACACAGCCUUCACUCGUAUCGAACAACUUAACCCCUUCCCAUGGCAACAACUCAAGGAGAACCUUGACAUGUAUCCCAACGCCAAGACCAUUGUCUGGUGUCAAGAAGAGCCUCUCAACGCUGGUGCUUGGAGUUUCACCCAGCCUAGAAUUGAGACCUUGUUGAACAACACACAAUACCAUGACAGAAAGCACGUCAUGUAUGCAGGUAGAGAUCCAAGCGCUAGUGUCGCCACUGGUCUCAAGGCCAGCCAUACAAAGGAGGAAGCGAAGUUGUUGGAGACAGCUUUCAGUGUAACCCAAGAUAAGUUGAAGGGAGAAUAAAUUCUGGAAAAUGGUGGAUGAUGAGGACGUGGAAGGUGGUUUGUAAUGUAGUUGUGAGUGGAGGUGAAAGGACAUAACUCGGGACAGAAGAAUACAUGAUGGAUUAUGAGCAUUGGGUUGGAGGUUGGAUGCAUUAGAUACAUGAUGUAUUAUUGUACAGAAUCGAAUGGAUGAUAGUCGUAUCGUCACUUUUGGCUCGCAGUCAUUAAAUACCUUUUUUCUUAACUCAAUAAGCUUUAU